AUGUCGCUGGUUAGCAUAUUAGCUCCCCUAGUCACUUCAGAAGGUUUAGAUUCGAGGAUCAAACCCUCAUCGCAAAAGGGUACUUUUCCCCCAACCAAACCGUCGCUAUGGAAAACCACUGAAUUCAAAUUCUACUACUUGGUGUUUUUAGUUGCAGUGCCCUUAAUGUUCCGUGCUGGACUGCAGGCUAGUUCUUUAGACAAUCCAAAUUACACUCGGUAUGAACAUCUCUUGUCCCAAGGUUGGUUAUUUGGUAGAAAAGUGGAUAAUAGCGAUUCCCAAUAUAGGUUCUUCAGAGACAAUUUUGUGCUGUUAUCGACUUUAAUGAUAGCUCAUACCUCCAUAAAACGUAUUGUGAUUUAUUCAACCAAUAUUUCAAAAUUAAGAUUUGAUCUAAUAUUUGGUUUGAUUUUUUUAGUGGCCGCACAUGGUGUCAAUUCAAUGAGAAUAUUAGCCCAUAUGUUGAUACUGUAUACACUUUCUCACAUGUUGAAAAACCAUAGAAAAAUAGCCACAAUUAGUAUUUGGGCUUACGGUAUCUCCACUCUUUUCAUCAACGACAAUUUCAGAUCCUAUCCAUUCGGCAGCGUUUGUUCUCUUUUGAGUCCACUAGAUAACUGGUAUAGGGGGAUUAUUCCAAGAUGGGAUGUUUUUUUCAAUUUUACUCUUUUAAGAGUCUUGAGUUAUAAUAUGGACUUUUUAGAAAGAUGGGAGAAUUUUAAAACUAAGAAGAGUCCAACUUACGAAUCAAAAGAAGCUAAAUCAGCCAUUUUGCUUGACGAGCGUGCCAGAUUAACCGCAGCUCACCCGAUUCAAGAUUACAGUUUGAUGAACUAUAUAGGCUAUGUCACAUACACUCCACUUUUCAUUGCUGGCCCCAUUAUAACUUUUAAUGAUUACAUUUACCAGUCAAAACAUAUUCUGCCAUCAAUCAAUUUUAAGUUUAUCUUCUACUAUGCAGUGAGAUUCGUUAUUGCUAUCCUAUCUAUGGAAUUCAUCUUGCACUUCCUUUACGUCGUGGCAAUUUCAAAAACAAAAGCUUGGGAAAAUGACACGCCUUUCCAAAUUUCCAUGAUCGGUUUAUUCAAUUUAAAUAUUAUUUGGCUAAAACUUUUAAUCCCAUGGAGAUUGUUUAGACUAUGGGCUCUUAUUGAUGGAAUCGAUACACCCGAAAACAUGAUCAGGUGUGUGGAUAACAACUACAGUGCAUUGGCGUUCUGGAGAGCCUGGCAUAGAAGCUACAAUAAAUGGGUUGUCCGUUAUAUUUACAUUCCUCUCGGCGGCUCAAAAAAUAGAAUCCUAACCUCUUUAGCCGUUUUUUCCUUCGUGGCCAUAUGGCAUGAUAUUCAAUUAAAAUUAUUAUUCUGGGGUUGGUUGAUCGUUCUCUUCCUUUUGCCUGAAAUUUUUGCUACUCAAUUUUUCUCUCAUUAUUCUGACACUAUCUGGUACAGACACGUUUGUGCGAUUGGUGGUGUUUUCAACAUAUGGGUGAUGAUGAUCGCCAAUCUCUUUGGGUUUUGUUUGGGCUCUGAUGGUACUAAGAAAUUGCUAAGCGAUAUGUUCUGUACCGUUUCAGGUUUUAAAUUUGUCAUUUUGGCAAGUGCUAGUUUAUUUGUUGCUGUGCAAGUAAUGUUUGAAAUUAGAGAAGAAGAAAAAAGGCACGGAAUCGUCUUGAAAUGUUGA
Molecule: messenger RNA, 1683 nt
Organism: Saccharomyces eubayanus
Lineage: Eukaryota; Fungi; Ascomycota; Saccharomycetes; Saccharomycetales; Saccharomycetaceae
Gene: GUP1
Product: O-acyltransferase
Exons: 1
Coding region: 1-1683 (560 amino acids)
Biological process (GO): GPI anchor biosynthetic process
Cellular component (GO): endoplasmic reticulum
Source: RefSeq, a predicted model, not a curated record